Molecule: messenger RNA, 853 nt
Organism: Pistacia vera
Lineage: Eukaryota; Viridiplantae; Streptophyta; Magnoliopsida; Sapindales; Anacardiaceae
Product: 60S ribosomal protein L28-2-like
Exons: 4
Coding region: 137-499 (120 amino acids)
Biological process (GO): translation
Cellular component (GO): ribosome; cytosolic large ribosomal subunit
Molecular function (GO): structural constituent of ribosome
Source: RefSeq, a predicted model, not a curated record
GAAAAGCAGAAUUAGGGUUUCAGUUUAACUAUAAAAGCCAAAGCUUGUCACUCAUUUUUCAAUUGAGCUCCAACUUAACGAAAGCAAAACCCUAGUAGGUAAUCUGGUGUGGUGGGCUGCAUAAGGGAUUGAGAAGAUGACAACAGUUCCAGGGUCAUUGAUAUGGGAAAUAGUGAAAAAGAACAACUGUUUUUUGGUCAAAGAGUUUGGAAGAGGAACCGCCAGUGUUCAGUUUAGUAAAGAGGCGAAUAAUCUUUACAAUCUUAACUCUUUCAAGCACUCUGGUUUGGCAAACACGAAAACAGUGACAAUUCAACCUGGGAAAGAUCAAUUUGUGCUGCUUGCAACAACAAAGACCAAGAAACAGAAUAAACCUGCUUCUUUGCUUCACAAAUCUCUCCUGAAAAAGGAGUUCCGCAGAAUGGCAAAGGCUGUAGCAAACCAGGUUUCAGAUAACUACUACAGACCGGAUCUGAAAAAGCUGCCCUUGCUAGAUUGAGUGUCGUGCACAGGAGCCUGAAGGUUGCCAAAUCUGGUGUCAAGAAGAGGAAUAGACAAGCUGUCUAAGAUCCAUGGUCGGAAGUGAGAAUGCUAGGUGCCUCAUUUACUUUGUCCAAGACGCUCAAAAAUAGGUUUCAUUUUUUUGUUUUUGGAUGGUUUUGUACUCCAAGAGUUAAAACCAAUGAAAUCAUGAGUUUUUUGGAUGCUUAUUUCAGCUUUUAUUGCAAGAUCACUUGCACACUUUUGCAAUGCAUAUUAUGAAACAAAACAAUAAUGGACCUGAAGAGUAUGCAAAAGCACUUCUGUCUAAAGUCAUUGUAAAUUAGUACUCAAGAGAUGCUUAUUUUGUAAG